Messenger RNA from Saccostrea echinata, 1210 nucleotides. RefSeq lists its product as uncharacterized. Lineage: Eukaryota; Metazoa; Mollusca; Bivalvia; Ostreida; Ostreidae. The coding region runs from base 40 to 1035 and encodes 331 amino acids. Gene Ontology annotation, molecular function: alternative oxidase activity. The record is from RefSeq and is a predicted model, not a curated record. Gene Ontology annotation, biological process: alternative respiration. The transcript has 10 exons. Gene Ontology annotation, cellular component: mitochondrion.
ACAAUUUUAAAAGUGGAAAUAGUGACAUAUUAAUGUGAUAUGGGAAGUUUACGAUUGAUUUCUAAAUUGUGUGAAAACGGAGCAUGGUCAAUCUGUAAACAGCUUCAGGAUGUAGAAAAAGCCUCAUUUCUGGUCAGAAUCACUGGACUUCGCACAAACAAUGGGUUGCGUCAAAUGACAACAAAAGCUGACAUUGAUGACAUCCAAAAAAUUAAGAAGGGAAACUUUGAAAAAAUCCCGGACCCUGCUCACCUUGAUCACUUCCGGAAAUCCCAGUCAACAGAAGUUGCUGUAGAGGAAAUAAAGAAUCCUCCCCCUAUGGGCACUCACACUCUUCCACAUCCUAUUUGGACCGAAGAUGAACUCCACAGUGUUGAAAUCACUCACAAACCACCGGAGGGGUUCGUGGACAAACUUGCAUUCCGAUCUGUAAAACUCCUGCGACACUCAUUUGAUGUCUUGACAGGAUUUAAUUGGGGCGAAAGAACAGAGAAAAAAUGGAUUCUACGUAUAUGCUUCUUGGAAACAGUAGCAGGAGUUCCAGGAAUGGUGGCAGCAAUGACGCGACACUUACACUCACUGCGCAGGCUCAAACGGGAUCAUGGUUGGAUACAUACCUUAUUAGAGGAAGCCGAGAAUGAGAGAAUGCAUUUAAUGACAGCACUACAGCUCCGUCAGCCUUCUUGGUUAUUUAGGAUGGGAGUGAUAGCCUCGCAAGGUGCCUUUGUGACCAUGUUUAGCUUGGCUUACCUGAUCAGCCCUCGAUUCUGUCAUCGUUUUGUUGGUUACUUGGAGGAGGAGGCUGUUUACACCUACUCAAAGUGUCUAAAGGAUAUAGAGUCUGGACCUUUGAAAAUAUGGCAAACACAGAAAGCCCCGGAUGUGGCUAUUCGUUACUGGAAACUUCCUGUUCGUGGUACAAUGAAAGAUGUUAUAUUUAACAUUCGGGCGGAUGAAGCAAAUCAUCGAAAAGUGAAUCACGUUCUGGCCUCCCUCAGGAAAGAUCAAUAUAAUCCAUUCCUACCCGGGCAAUAAAAAUGACCCUUAAUGCGCCUCAUCUAUGUUUUUCAGGUAACUGCAUCUAUGAAGGAUGUAGUUUUGGCAAUUCGUGCUGAUGAGGCUCACCAUAGGGUCGUUAAUCACACAUUAGCUUCCAUGAAGGAAGAUGACUACAAUCCGUAUGAGCCAGGAAAAUGAAUCAAAACGGAGA